CAGCUGAUGGGCGUAUGCAGUGCGCACUUUGCGUGUCGCUCCGGCCCGUCCCUACUCCCUACUCUCUUGACAGCUGACAGGCUCCUUCCCCUUACUUCCCCUGUGUGUCAAGACUUGGCUGGACUUUGACCUCUUAGAAAAUGAUAUAGCGGUUUUGUCUUUUCAUACAUAUAUUGACGCAUCUUAACAUAAGUUGUCAGUCUUUUCAGACCGCAUCCCACCUCAAGUUUUGUCAAAGUCUCCUUAAAAAUGGGAGACGAAAUGGAUGGAAAUACCAUCCUGGCAGAAGCCUUGAAGUCUCAGGGGGUCGAAUAUGUCUUUGGCAUCGUUGGAAUUCCUGUUAUUGAGCUAAGUAUGGCCAUGCAGGCAGCUGGAAUGCACUAUGUUGGUUGUCGUAAUGAGCAGGCUGCCUGCUACGCUGCACAAGCCAUAGGAUUUUUAACAGGAAAACCUGCUGUGUGCCUAGUUGUCUCAGGACCUGGUCUGCUACAUGUCUUUGGCGGUAUGGCAAAUGCCCAAAUUAAUUGCUGGCCCAUGAUUGUGAUUGGUGGCUCAUGCCCUCAAGAUCAUGAAGGUAUAGGAGGAUUCCAAGAAUGUCAUCAGGUUGAGCUGGCUCGUCCAUAUUGCAAGUACUCGGUUCGACCACCUCACCCUAAACUUAUCCCAACACAUGUAGAGAAAGCGGUUCGACUUGCCACAUAUGGACGACCCGGUGUGAGCUACCUUGAUUUUCCUGGGAAUAUGUUAAGUAUGUCAGUUCCUUUGGCUGAUGUUUGUGUCGUCAGCAAAGUCCCUCCACCACCAGUAGCUUUCCCGGACCCUGCCAAAGUUAGGGAAGCAGCUCUGAUACUAACUCAGUCGAAACGGCCCCUUGUUAUUAUUGGAAAAGGAGCAGCGUAUGGGAAGGCAGAAUCUGCACUUCAAGACUUGAUUCACACCUGCAAUCUUCCUUUCCUGCCAACACCUAUGGGUAAAGGAGUUGUGUCAGAUAUGGAUGACAAUUGUGUGGCACCAGCAAGGUCUGCAGCUCUCCAAAAAGCUGAUGCUAUUUUAUUGUUUGGUGCACGGCUCAAUUGGAUGUUGCACUUUGGACGUCCACCUAGGUUCAAUCCUAAUGUAAAAAUAAUUCAGGUGGAUUUAUGUGCUGAAGAAUUUCAUAACAGUCGAGCAAGCACUGUUGCCAUCCAGGGCGAUAUCAAAAUUGUUUGUGGUUCAAUUCUUCAAGAGCUAUCUUCCCAAAGGUGGAAAUUACCUCCAUCAAGCUCCUGGUGGGAUUUACUUAAAGGAAAGGUGCAAGGAAACAAGACAACUGUUAGUAAAAUGAUUGCUGACAUCCGGCCUCCUCUCAAUUACUACACUGUGUUUCAUCACAUUCAAGAAUUAAUUCCUAAAGAUGCCAUUAUUUGUAGUGAAGGAGCAAAUACUAUGGAUAUUGGACGAACUUUACUGUCAAACACUCUACCUCGCCAUCGUCUUGAUGCCGGAACUUUUGGAACCAUGGGAGUUGGCUUGGGUUUUGCUGUGGCUAGUGCACUGUGGUGUCAGAAGUAUGCACCUGGAAAACGAGUCAUUUGUGUUGAGGGAGACUCGGCUUUUGGUUUUUCUGGAAUGGAAGUGGAAACUAUGUUUAGGUACAAGUUGCCUAUAAUAAUCAUUGUAGUGAAUAACAAUGGAAUUUAUGGUGGAUUUGAUCAAGACACCUACAAUGCUAUAAGGGAUGGAGCUGACCCUACCCAAGUUACCCCUCCCACUGCAUUGACUGUUCGAGUGCGCUACGAUAAUAUGAUGAGUCUUUUCGGCAAGAAAGGAUUCUUCUGCAAAACUAUUCCAGAGGUUCAGGAAGCAGUUAAGGAGAGUCUGAAGGUCCUGGAUAGCCCUUCCAUCAUCAACAUAGCAAUUAAUCCUGCAGCUGACCGCAAACCUCAACCUUUCAACUGGCUUACAGAGUCUAAACUUUGAGUCUUACUCUUCAAUACAAUCAGUUUAAGGUAAAUGAUGUUAAUUUGAAUGGAAAUCUAAUGUAUACUGGGCACAAAGGUGGCUGGAAGAUUUUAUAUGCCUUAUCAGAUGUUAUCUAGCUGGGUAUGGACUUAUUAAUCUGGUUUUAUAUCUUUUAUACCUGUGUGUGCCUAUGAUUGGUCCACAUGAUAUUACUAUUAAAUGAAAUACAUGUCAUAUCAAUGGUA
Thrips palmi is the source of this 2186-nucleotide messenger RNA. It is a transcript of the gene Hacl, whose product is annotated as 2-hydroxyacyl-CoA lyase 1. The record is from RefSeq and is a predicted model, not a curated record. Gene Ontology annotation, cellular component: peroxisome. The transcript has 12 exons. Lineage: Eukaryota; Metazoa; Arthropoda; Insecta; Thysanoptera; Thripidae. The coding region runs from base 250 to 1959 and encodes 569 amino acids. Gene Ontology annotation, molecular function: magnesium ion binding; catalytic activity; thiamine pyrophosphate binding. Gene Ontology annotation, biological process: fatty acid alpha-oxidation.